Molecule: messenger RNA, 1950 nt
Organism: Schizophyllum commune H4-8
Lineage: Eukaryota; Fungi; Basidiomycota; Agaricomycetes; Agaricales; Schizophyllaceae
Exons: 4
Coding region: 1-1950 (649 amino acids)
Cellular component (GO): cytoplasm
Source: RefSeq, a predicted model, not a curated record
AUGGGAAACAGCUCAUCCUCCGCUAGUCACCGCCAUCAGGACGACACCGUCGAUUUUGGCUUCCUUACGCCCCAGGGCGUCUACACCGGCCCUCGGGACUGGAAUCAGGCGAUUGUGUCGCAGCUGAUAUGCGCGCGCAAGUUGGCGCCGUUCUACCGACCGCUGGAGGACUACGAAGAGGACUGGGAUGACGAUACCAUCCUAGCCCAUCGAAAGCAACCGCCUCAGAACGCGGACAUGUUGUCGGACGCAAACACAGCUUUUCGAGUCGAGUCUUCGACAUCUUCAAGCAGCAUGCGGUCGAGUAAACGCCCACCACUGACGAAGGAAUCGGCGAAGAACGAGGCGGCGAUUUACAGAGGCGCAGUAGAAUGCCCCAUCUGCUUCUUGUAUUACCCUCCAAAUAUCAACCAUUCUCGCUGCUGUGACCAGGCUAUCUGCACAGAGUGCUUCGUACAAAUCAAGCGAGCGGAACCGACUACGACCCAUGUCGUCUCUGAACCAGCUGCCUGCCCAUAUUGUGUUCAGGAGAACUUCGGCGUCGUCUACACUCCCCCUCCAUGGCGCGCUGGUCUGAACAGCGACGGCGCACCUUCUCCCUUCUCCGGCUCUCCGAAGGGCUCUCAGCUGUCUGUCGACACUCCCGCCCCUCAGCGUCAUAAGCGUCGUCAGAAGAGCUUUAGCGCUGACAGCCCCGAAGUGGUGACGACGGCUAACUUUCUGCAAGAUCAAAUCCGUCCUGACUGGGAACAGAAGCUCGCAGCCGUGCGCGCCGCAGUUGCUCGCCGUGCUAACCGUCGCAUUAUCAUGCGGCAGGUUGGUGACCGCCUCAUCCCUGUCGGUGUAUCGUCAGGCCGUGUCCAUGCACUUAGCCCCGAGGAAGCCGCGAGCACCCAGGAGAUCGAACAGGACAGCGGUUCUGGGAGCCGCAGGUCCAGACGACGGCAGAAUCAGGGCGGUGGCGCCUUCGACCAGUUCGUGGGUAUGGGAGGCCAGGAUUUGGAAGAGCUUAUGCUCAUGGAGGCCAUGCGCCUCUCGCUUAUACAGCACGAGGAGGAAGAGCGUAAACGCAAAGCCGAGGAGGAAAAGCAGAAAAAGAAAGACAAGAAGAACAAGAAGAAGACUGGCGAUGCGGGUCCCAGCACCGCGACCGCCCGCGCCAGCGAAGACGGCGGUGCAUCCGCUGACAGUGGAUCUGUCGCUGGUACAGAGCCGCAGCGAACGUCGACGUCGUCGUCCGGCAGCUCCCAAGUAGCUGCUGCACCUUCGGGGGCUACUUCCAGUUCGUCUUCUGCCCAGAUCCGCAGCGGUUCGCCCUCACCUUCUGCGGCGCAGCCACUGUCGAGUAAUCCCCCGCUAUUGCCAUCAAGUACGCCCACGACGCCGUUUUCAACACUAAACGCCGCGUUAAGCUCGACCCUCACUGCAAGCGCCCUGCUUGCCAGUGGGGUGGACGGCGAUGUGACACCCCAACCUGCGGCAGCGGACAGGCCUUCGCAGCCGACGGUUGAUAUAACGGAGGACGUUCCAGCCCCACCCACUUCUGCACCUGUAGAUAAUCACUCGCCCACCCCAGACUCCCCACCCACGCCCACAGCGUCUUCGACACCCCUGGAGGACGGUCCAUCCCCUUCAUCUGUACCCGUUGAUCAGGCUGAGCCGCGUACGGAAGCUGAAGCCUCCCAGGACUCAUCAGCCGCAUCGUCUUCGCCUUCGGCGGACUCCCCUGUCGGUCGGCGGAACUCGACAACGUCAUCUAUGUUCCCUGCGAAUGACGGGCCCUAUGUCGAGCUUCCGUCGACGCCGGCUCUGGAUGACGACCAGGCGAAUGAGCCAUUGCUGCCGUCUGGUGUUGACGGUGACGCGGCUUCCAUCAAGGGUGGCGUCGAAGCUUCCUCUGUCCUGGACUCAGUGCCGCCUCUCGUGGCUCAGGGCAGGAGCGUCGCUUAA